This is a messenger RNA of Pieris macdunnoughi, 684 nucleotides long. Lineage: Eukaryota; Metazoa; Arthropoda; Insecta; Lepidoptera; Pieridae. The record is from the annotation of a GenBank genome assembly.
AUGAAUACAGAAAAAACUAAGGUGAUGACAAACUCUAUCAAGACAGAAAUCAAAGUGAAUGGAAAGAUAUUAGAGUAUGUAGAAGAAUAUGUUUACUUAGGGCAAAUAAUCUCUCACGAAGACCAAAUGUUUAAAGAAAUACACAAAAGAAUUGCUAAUGGCUGGAGAAAAUACUGGGCAAUGAAAGAAAUAAUGAAGAGCAAGGCUAUGAAUAUAGGUCUAAAGAAAAAAGUAUUUAAUACCUGUAUACUGCCCUGUGUUACAUACGGAUGUGAGACUUGGUCCCUUACACAGUUACACAGGAAAAAACUGUCAACAUUCCAGCAUGCAGUUGAAAGAAGUAUGCUCGGCAUCAAGAGGAAAGAUAAAAUUCGAAACACCGACAUACGGCGUAGGACAAAACUAACCGACAUACUGAUCAGAAUAGACCAACAAAAAUGGAGGUGGACAGGACACUUGAUGCGUUCUUCUUCUUCUUCAAAGAACAAAUGGAGCAACAUCGUCACACACUGGUAUCCACGUAACGGCAAGAGAAGUAGAGGACGGCAAUACAGACGAUGGGAGGACGAGCUAAAACUGACAGCAGGCCCAAACUGGAGGAGAGUCGCCUUGGACAGAACACAGUGGAAAGAAUUGGAGGAGGCCUUUGCCGAAAGGCACACUGUAAUUAGGGAUAUUUUAUAA